AUGGAAUGGACUAUGAAGGCCAUGGAAAGUCUUCUGGACUUCAAGGAUAUAUUAGUAGUUUUGAUGAUAUUGUGGUUGGUUGCUCUAAGUACUUUGCAAGUGUCUGUGAUAGUAGAAGAUAUGAAGCCUCACCCCAUUGUGAUUUCAAUUUUAAGUAAGCUCAACAAUGUGAUCCCUACAUGGAGAAUCAUUCCUAAUGAAGAUAUCAUAGAUAGGGCAAUUAAAAGCGAGGAGUGGCGUGAAGAGGUAAGAAACAAUCAUUAUUGCUACAAAGGAAAGCCUAGGCUAAAGACUGGUUAUGAAAUUUUCAUGGCAAGCUUGGAUAUUGAAAGCAAUCUUGAUAAGGUUACUCUACCAUUCAUCAUAGUCCAUGGUGGUGACGAUGCUGUAACUGACCCCACAGUAAGCGAGACACUAUAUACAUUAGCGAAGAGCAAGGGCAAGACAUUGAAGCUGUACCCUGGGAUGUGCCAUGCUUUGACUUCAGGAGAACCCAAGCAGAACAUUGAUAUUGUGUUUUCAGACAUCAUCAAAUGGUUGAAUGAGAGGGUACCAUCAAUUUCCCAGCUUGGAUCCAACAGCGGCACAGCGGUGGGCGGCGGCAGCGGCGGGACCGUGAUGAGGAGCAGCGGCAGCAGCAACGGCGGCGGGGCAGAUGAUGGCGGCGAGGUGCUCCUGGACCACGAGUACAAAGAGGAGUACGUGAGGAACUCGCGGGGGACGAGACUCUUCGCAUGCACAUGGCUGCCUGGCAAGAGGAGGACACCAAAGGCGCUCGUCUUCCUCUGCCAUGGCUACGCCGUGGAGUGCGGGGUGACGAUGCGCGGCACCGGCGAGCGCCUGGCGCGUGCGGGCUACGCCGUGUACGGGCUGGACUACGAGGGCCACGGCCGCUCCGACGGGCUGCAGGGCUACGUGCCGGAUUUCGAGUUGCUGGUCCGGGACUGCGACGACUACUUCACCUCCGUGGUGCGGCGGUCGCAGUCGCAGUCAAAGGACGACAGCAAGCCGCGGUUCCUGCUCGGGGAGUCCAUGGGCGGCGCCGUGGCUCUCCUCCUCCACCUCAGGCGGCCCGAGUUCUGGAGCGGCGCCGUGCUGGUGGCGCCCAUGUGCAAGAUCGCCGACGACAUGCGGCCGCACCCGCUGGUGGUGAACAUCCUCAGGGCCAUGACCUCCAUCAUCCCGACGUGGAAGAUCGUGCCGAGCAACGACGUGAUCGACGCCGCCUACAAGACGCAGGAGAAGAGGGACGAGAUCCGGGGCAACCCUUACUGCUACAAGGACAAGCCCAGACUCAAGACCGCAUACGAGCUGCUCAAGGUCAGCUUGGACCUCGAGCAGAACCUCCUACACCAGGUGUCGUUGCCGUUCCUGAUCGUACACGGAGGGGCAGACAAGGUGACGGACCCGUCGGUGAGCGAGCUGCUGUACCGAUCGGCGGCGAGCCAUGACAAGACGCUCAAGCUAUACCCGGGCAUGUGGCACGCCCUCACCUCCGGCGAGUCGCCCGACAACAUCCACGCAGUUUUCCAAGACAUCAUCGCCUGGCUCGACCACAGAUCAUCCGAUACGGACCAGAAGGAGCUGCUGUCGGAGGUGGAGCAGAAGGCCAGGCACGACGACCAGCAUCAUCACCAGCAGCACGGCGGCAACAAAUAG
Molecule: messenger RNA, 1659 nt
Organism: Miscanthus lutarioriparius
Lineage: Eukaryota; Viridiplantae; Streptophyta; Magnoliopsida; Poales; Poaceae
Source: the annotation of a GenBank genome assembly